CGGGAUUUGUAUCCUGCAUAAUAUGAAUAUUUAAUCAUUUCGACUCACCAUGUACAGAACCGUCAAUUCCUGUCUUCUCUCUAUACAGUCUCUUCAUUCCUAGCUCCAAUUAUAUAUCAAAACUCAUAAUAACCUCAAAGUCCUGUCCAAAGAAACAAGCAUGUCCACAAAUAACAUAGUGAUCCUGGGAGCCGGAGUGUCGGGACUCACCACGGCAUAUCUCCUAUCCAAGGAUGCCUCCAACUCAAUCACAGUGCUGGCCAAGCAUAUGCCGGGUGACUACGACAUAGAAUACGCGUCACCUUGGGCAGGUGCCAAUUAUCUUCCGUACGUUCUACAGGGGGUGGGUAAAGCCAGUAGCUCCCAUGGCAAAUGGGAACGAAACACCUGGCCUGCCCUCAAGGAGAUCACAGAGAAGUACCCGGACGCUGGAAUUCAUUUCCAAGAUGCGGUUGUCUAUAAUCGUACAAAAGAUCAGGGAUCAGCAACCGGGGAUUGGUUCUCGGAAUUGGUGCAGAAGGAGCCUUGGUAUAAAGAUGUCGUGCCGGAUUUCCGCAACUUCCCCGACAAUGAGCUGGCCCCCGGCAUUGACAACGCCUCGGUGUUCACUUCUGUCUGUAUCAACACAGCGAUCUAUCUACCCUGGCUAAUUGGCCAAUGUCGCAAGACCGGUGUGGUCUUCAAGCGAGCCGUGAUCAAGCAUGUGGCCGACGCAGCCAGCCUCCAUCAUUCCGGAAAGAAAGCCGACGUGGUAGUCAACUGCACCGGCCUUUCAUCCAGAAAACUAGGAGGAGUCAACGACGACAAGCUCCACCCCAUCCGUGGCCAGGUCGUCGUGGUGCGCAACGACCCCGGCGCAAUGUUCUCGAUCUCCGGCACCGACGACGCCGACGAUGAGAUCACCUACAUGAUGACCCGGGCAGCGGGCGGUGGAACUGUCAUCGGAGGAUCGUACCAGAAGGACCAGUGGGAUCCGCUGCCCGAUCCGAACCUGGCCGUGCGCAUCAUGAAGCGCGCCGUUGCUCUCGUCCCACAACUCGUGGGCAAGGGCCAGGGCAUUGAGGGAUUAGAUGUUAUUAGACAUGGUGUUGGACUACGACCUUUCCGCGAGGGCGGACCACGCAUUGAAACAGAUAAGGUUGAUGGCGUCUCGGUCGUGCAUAACUACGGCCAUGGAGGAUUUGGAUACCAAGCUUCCUUCGGCUGUGCCGCGGAGGCAGUCGAGUUGGUAAACAGCGUCUUGAAACAGAAGGGUCGGGCUAAGCUGUAGGGUCGAUGUACAAUACCUGAUAUACGGAUUGAUCAUGUAUACAAACGAACCGCAACGAGACAGAAUGAAA
This is a messenger RNA of Aspergillus pseudonomiae, 1340 nucleotides long. Its product is annotated as FAD-dependent oxidoreductase. The transcript has 5 exons. Gene Ontology annotation, molecular function: D-amino-acid oxidase activity; FAD binding. Lineage: Eukaryota; Fungi; Ascomycota; Eurotiomycetes; Eurotiales; Aspergillaceae. The coding region runs from base 161 to 1270 and encodes 369 amino acids. The record is from RefSeq and is a predicted model, not a curated record.